Molecule: messenger RNA, 228 nt
Organism: Caenorhabditis remanei
Lineage: Eukaryota; Metazoa; Nematoda; Chromadorea; Rhabditida; Rhabditidae
Exons: 3
Coding region: 1-228 (75 amino acids)
Source: RefSeq, a predicted model, not a curated record
AUGUCUUCUGACGAAAAGAAAUCAGUGUCGACGGCACUUCGAAAUACGCUCAAUUACACGGCAGCCAUUCCUGUUGAAGGAGAAGUGCGUCGAGCGGCCGCCAGUUUUCAGGAGCAUCCAGUGGAAGACAUGAGCGAGACAGAUAUUAUCACAAUCCGCAAACCGGACGGCACCACCGAGACACAAACUGUGAUAAACAUUGAAAUUGACUUCGUGGCAAGCUGUUAA